AUGGCAGAGAAGCAGCUGCCCAUUAAUACUGAUGCUCCAGAGAGAAGGCCAGUCUUGGUGUCAUCUGGGUCAUCCUCCAGUGAAUUAUCCACAUCUGGAGCUUCUGAGCUGCAUCCUCUCUCCCUGGGACGUGUGUCAUCAAGCCAUCUGUCCUCCUUAACGGUGCCUGUGCGCUUGGAUGUCCUCUACUUCUUGCUUAACAGUGCCGCCAAAGGGGCACAGAGUGCCAUGGCUCCCGUACCUACUCCUAGUGGGCAAGGGUCUGUCUCUGCAUGUCAUUGCCCAGUUGCUUUACAAGCAGUGAGCUGCUGUAACAGCUGCCACCACUCCUCUCACAAUGCUUCUGACGGUGCUCCUUACACCGGGCGCCCCAGUGGGCCUCACCAUGAUGAAACAGCUUAUGGAAAUUAUGGCCGACACGGAAGAUUGAGCACUGGAAUCCCAGACAGACAAAACAACAAAUGGAUCAGGGUUUCCCAACGGAAUGAUGGGAAGAACUGGUCUGGAUCCCUUCAAGCAGAUUUGGCAAGAGGAUGGAGAAAUUCCCACUCCCCACUGGGAUGGCAGGAGAAGCAGAGGGAUGAAGGUGGAAGGCAUGGGAAAGGGGACAACUGGCAAGGAAAGCAGGCGAAUUUCAGGAAGUCCUGGGGCAACCGCAGAGAAAGUCUGGCUAAGUCAACCCCUUGGAAUUCAGACUCACUGGAUAGAAGAAGAGAAGGCACAUCGUCAUUUGGAGUACCUUCUGUAAACAUUAAGAAGAACCAAGAUGGAAGUUGUUGGCAAGCGAUGUGUGAUGCCCCAGAAGACCAAAGACAUGUGGCCCAUACCCAGAUUGGAUGGCAAAAGAGCCAAGGGACACAAGAACCUGCUGCUGAGCUGACUGAUACAACUGGCCAGGAUAAAAGAGAAGAUUGGGAGGCAGAAUAUGAAAAUACCCAAGAAACCUCCAGUGCUCCUGAGUGGUUUUCCAGUUCUUCCCUUCAGAGCAAAAAAAUGGAUACUUCCAAAGCAGGAGGUAGUUAUGAUGUAGAAUGGGCUGCGUCUGCUGAUCCACCCAAACAGAAGCCGGAGACCUCUCCUCUUCCCAAUUCAGUUUCCCAGGAUCAGGCAGGUACAUCUACAGAGAAGGAACUCGCCAAGUCUCGCUCAGAUUGGAGUAAGAAUGGCAGGUUUGCCCGUUACCUCCAGGGCCUUUAUUCUGACAUGCCAGGGAAGUCAAGCUCUGAGAGUUCCACAGAUCUGGCCAUCAAUACAGAUGCAGAGUCAUCCAGUCGGGAGAAGGAAGAGGCUGCAAAGAUGGCAGCUGAUGGAGAAUCAAAACCUUGGGAGUAGAUUAUGGCUAGGAGAUUAGCAAGGAGAAGAAGAGGAUACUAUGUAGUCUACAGACCUGGGAUCUAAGGGGAAACUUCCCCAGAAGUUUUGAUCUCUGGAAUUUCAGAGCUAUUUAAUUGGUUAAGAUAGAAGUUUGACUCCCAGUGUCUGUAAAUGGUGGUCAUUUUGUCUUGUUUUACAGUUUAUUCACAGCCCGUGUUACCCUUUAUUCACGGAACAAGGGUCUUCUUAAAUAAUCAGAUACGCCUGAUAUCCGUUCCAAAACAGGCUAACGAAUGGGCAUAUCAUCCAGUAAAUGCAACCAGUAUCCAACCAGAUACCUUUCCAUCUGAAGAGAAUAGAAAAAGCAAUGGCGAAUCGUGUUGGUGGCAUCAUUGCUCUGGGUAUUCUAAGAUACAUCAGAUGGGGUUAACCAUCACAGCCAGGAUUGUUCAUUUAGCAGUUUGUUACGACAGAAGCAUCCUCCUGACUCCGUACAGUCACCCACAUACAUGGGUGACUUCUAUAAAAGCUCCAUUGUGGGUUCUGUAGAAAGAAUCCAUGAUUUUUAAACCAAGGUCUGUCUGGUUUGAACCCAAAGGUUAGUUGGUAUUGGAUCUACUAGCUUAAGCACAGGAGGCUUGAAACCGUCAUGCAAAUCUCAGGAUACAGAUGAUAUCAUUUCAAAGAUUGUAUCAUUUCAGUACAUGGGAGAAACGGUUAGCAAAUCCCAUGAAAGAGCCAUUCUAGGCUGCUAAUUUUUAUUUUUAUUUUUUUGCACACAGAGAUGGGUAUGUUAAUUUAAUGCUGUCUGUCUAGUAUAUCUAAAUGUUACUCUAGCUGUUUAAGCACUCAUAACUGUUACGCUGAGGUUGUUUAGAAAGUUGUAAAAACAUCUUUGUAUAAUCUUACGUAGUGAACCUGGAUUUAAAAAUCCCAAGAAAAGCAUCGCUGAUGAUUUGAAGUACUUUACAGUAGAAUAUUAUGGUUUCCUGUAGUUUUUCUGAUUACUUGUCUCUUGUUGCAAUAAAGUUGGCACUGUGUUAGCAAGAUGGGCUGUUCUGUUUAAUAAACAAGGCAUGAGCGGAUGUAUUUAAACUUGAGUAGAACUGUCAUUGUGGGUAUUUCAAGGAUGCAGAGAAAGUUGAGGUUCAAUUUUAUUUACCUAAUUUUAUUUCUCCAAACAGAAUAGCAUGAUCAAAGCAGUGUGAUUGAAAA
Python bivittatus (Burmese python) is the source of this 2529-nucleotide messenger RNA. RefSeq lists its product as uncharacterized. NCBI's taxonomy places the organism in Eukaryota, Metazoa, Chordata, Lepidosauria, Squamata, Pythonidae. The record is from RefSeq and is a predicted model, not a curated record.